Molecule: messenger RNA, 2086 nt
Organism: Hyla sarda
Lineage: Eukaryota; Metazoa; Chordata; Amphibia; Anura; Hylidae
Gene: PIGP
Product: phosphatidylinositol glycan anchor biosynthesis class P
Exons: 5
Coding region: 71-463 (130 amino acids)
Biological process (GO): GPI anchor biosynthetic process
Molecular function (GO): phosphatidylinositol N-acetylglucosaminyltransferase activity
Source: RefSeq, a predicted model, not a curated record
AGGGUGAAUUGUAUCCCUUACAGGAAGUGCUCAUGGAUGGCUGCUGCAAACCUGUUUUUAAAAUCACAAAAUGGUAGAAAACUCACCGUCUCCUCUGCCGGAAAGAGCUAUUUAUGGAUUUGUCCUCUAUUUGUCUUCCCGGUGUGGAUUUAUCCUGUUUUUGACAUGGGCCUUCAUCCCUGAAACGUGGCUACACUCCUUAGGACUAACAUACUGGCCACAGAAGUAUUGGGCCGUAGCUAUCCCUGUAUAUCUCAUGGUCAUUCUGGGCAUCGCCUAUAUCUUUUUGUUUGGAAUAAACUUGAUGAACACGGCGCCGCUGGACUCCAUACACACUGUGACGGACACAUAUGCCAAAAACCAAGUGAUGAAAGAGUCAGAUCCAGACGCCAUUCCUGCCAUACGGGACAUUUCGAUUAGUGAAGUCAAUAGGAUGUUCUUUUUGUCGGACAGGAGACAUUGAACUACUAAACCGCUUGUUGUCGGACCACUAAUGUGUAUAUUUUAAAUUAUUUUUUUAUUAUGAUAAUUGAGCAAUUGAAAUAAAGUUAUUGGGAGAUAUAGCAGCCUACUGUCUGAUUUCUUUUUUUGUGUGCAUAUUAAACCUUGUAGCAAUAUGACGGUAUCAGGACUGCUUCAUAUGUCAAAUGAACUGCCUCCUGACUAGCCUGUGCUGUAUGUAAGCCAGCAUAUCCCUUUGAGCUGAUUGGCUACGAAGGAUCAUAUGAUCAACCCCACAACUGUGAUGUAGAUUGUGUUACUUUAAAGAGUAGCUCCCACCAACUUUGUUUUUUGUUUUUUUCUGUCCCUACCUAUUGGUCAUCUCUCUCUAUCCCCCUCUCUGCCUUUAAAAAAUGUUUUCCUACCUUCCAAAGUCUUUUUUUUUUUUUCUGCCUCUCACACUUAUGUUGCUCUCUGCUUACUCUCGCUGAGCAGGAAGCCGACUUCCCCAGCAGGCGCGACGUCACUGAAGCCUGCUGGGUGCCGGCUUCCGCCCUUACCUCAUUUAUGCAGCGCUCCCGUCGGUAGCGCGCAUAGAUGAGCGGGCUCUCCUCCUCCCUGUUUCCUCCCUGUUUCUCACUCCAUGUGCUAUCCAGGGAGGAGGAGUAUAGGAGCUUUGCCAGACCUGCCAUGCAAGAUUUCACUGCCGAGACCCGGGACCAGUGCGCACGCUGUCUGCUACCAGUCUGAACAUGCCGGGCGUACAUGCCCUUGCGUUCACAGCGCUCGCUCCUGCAUGUCUUAUUGACAGGCAGGGAGUGAGCGCUGGCUGACAGAAUUCGGACUGAUGCCCGGCCGGGAUCAGUCCGAAUUCAGCGGUGACGUCAGCCGCUCUGCAGCCGGCAACUAGGAGGGAGACUCCUAGUGGCCGGCUUUUCAAGGGCAAAAAUAAGCUAUUUAGACACACACAAAAAAAAUGUAAGUAUAUUAGAAAUAUGUUGUACUACAUUAGUAGUACAACAUAUUAAAAAAUAAAAAUGUUGAAAGUGCCCUUUUAAAUGAUCCAAUUCAGCAUGAUAACUUGUAUCUUUCAUUUGUUGGGCUGUUCUCUGGGUGUUAUUGCACCCACUAAGAUUCCUACAUUUCCAUAUAUACUAUAGAAGAUUAUAAGUGAUAAAUGGAAUUGUAUAAGUUUAGAUAACGGGGUCCGCUUUUCUCCAGAAACUACCUCGCUUGUUCAAAGGCUAUGCCUAGUAUUGUUGGCUAAGCUGCAAUACCUGGAAAGAAUGCAGAUUAUACUAUCUAACCCAGUGUUUCCCAACAGGGCGCCUCCAGCUGUUGCCAAACUACAACUUGCCAGUGUACCUGGACAGCCUUUGGCUGUCCAGGCAUGCUGGCAGUUGUAGUUUUGCAACACCUGGAGGCAUGCUGGUUGGGAAACGUUGAUCUAACCCAAAUGUUGGAAGGCCAAUUCUUUUUGGAGGCACUUGUACUUAUAGGUAGCUUCACCAUCAUGUUGGAGAUGCCACCUCAAGUGGUCACCGGUGUACCAGGUUGUCGACCAUCUGUUCAAUGCAUAAUACUUAUGGCCAGCUUUAGAAACAGUAGCCCUGAAAAUGUUUUUAUUUUUUUUCUUCCCCUUUGU